AUGGAAAGGAGUGCAUUUUACUGUGCAAUAUUUCUCCUAGUGUGUCAAUUCCUCUGUUCAGGUUCAAGUAGGACAGUGAAGGAAGUACCUGGACAUGUGAAUGUACUAGGACAUGAUCAAAGGAAACAAGAAUUCACUGCCUCAAUUUCCACAGUCCAAAGGGAUAUUACCACUCCCAUCCCUACCAUUCCCAACUUAGUUCCCACCACUCCCACCAUUUCAACAUCCCCAUUCCUCAAUCCUAAUUCCGAUCCAGACACUGUCUCUCCAGCUUCCACACUCCCUUUUACCACUCCAACCACUGUGAAUUCCCCAAUGUCUUCAGGUGCAAGCUGGUGUAUUGCUAGCCCAACUGCCUCACAGACUACCUUGCAAGUUGCAUUGGACUAUGCCUGUGGCUAUGGUGGUGCUGACUGCUCAGCAAUUCAAUCUGGUGGAAGCUGCUACAACCCAAAUUCCAUCAGAGACCAUGCUUCUUAUGCCUUCAACAAGUAUUAUCAAAAGAAUCCUGUCCCAAAUAGCUGCAAUUUUGGUGGAACUGCUGUCAUCAUUAGCACUAACCCAAGUACUGGGGCAUGUCAAUAUCCAUCCACUAGCACUAGUACAUCAGUGUUGAACACAACAAACUCAAGCGGUGCAAAUGUUUUUGGUUCAGUGCCAGUGCCCACAAACCCCUCUCCCUCUGCUGCAGCACCUGACACAUUAAAUAGCGUUGCAGAUAUUUGUGGCAUUGGUCCCCUACUCAUUGUGUUUGUGGUAUACUGCUUUGCAGCCAUAAUAAUAAUUGAAAUUGAUCUGGAAGAUCAGUUUGGUAAAUUCCCACAUCUUGAACUGCAUGCAGAUAAGGAAGAGGAUAAACAGUGUUAUGCCAUUUUCCAACCACUGCAGUGCAGUGAUUAA
Molecule: messenger RNA, 900 nt
Organism: Sphenostylis stenocarpa
Lineage: Eukaryota; Viridiplantae; Streptophyta; Magnoliopsida; Fabales; Fabaceae
Source: the annotation of a GenBank genome assembly